Neltuma alba is the source of this 1056-nucleotide messenger RNA. RefSeq names its product protein COFACTOR ASSEMBLY OF COMPLEX C SUBUNIT B CCB4, chloroplastic-like. Gene Ontology annotation, biological process: cytochrome b6f complex assembly. NCBI's taxonomy places the organism in Eukaryota, Viridiplantae, Streptophyta, Magnoliopsida, Fabales, Fabaceae. The transcript is spliced from 7 exons. The annotation marks the transcript as partial. Gene Ontology annotation, cellular component: chloroplast. The record is from RefSeq and is a predicted model, not a curated record.
CUUCGAUGGAAGCGGGAAGUCUCCUCAACUGUCGAUUCCUUACUCGCACUUCGUUUCGACCCGCCGCAAAAUCCUCAUCAUUUCCUUCUCGUCCUCCAAUUUUCUCGUUCCACUUCGGGUUUCAUCCUCGUCGUCUUCUUCUUCCAUUCUCCAAUCACGAAUUCCAAACCUAAUUACAGAGUGCCCAAGCCCAAACGAGACUGGAUCGCCGAUUGGGUCUCCCAGAACGACGACACUGUUCGUACUUUACCCAUCUACAUUGGCGCCGCUUCCCUCUUGGUCGUUCUCUUUAAUCGCGCCCUUUAUGGCAUCGCUCCUGUUGCUGAUGCUAGCAGUUCACAAUCUAGAGCGGACCUCUUGACUGUAGCAUUGGCUGUCACCAAUGUCUUAACUGGUCUGGUGUGGCUGUCUAUAAGACCAAAAUCUAUUGCUACGGUAGAUCCCCAAGGAGUUGAAUGUAAGAGGGUGUGUAGUCCUCUCCCUGACUAUGCAGUUACUGAGCUGCUCUGGGUGUGGGAAUCUCUAUCAGAUGUCACACGCUGCAGAUCACUUGUUAUUGUUUAUGAAAACGUUUGUGUGCUUCAAAUUGGUUGCGCAGCAGAAGCUUCUUCUAGGAAGGGGGAGGCCGUUAAUGUGGAUGCCGAUAAAUUAAUGCGAGGAACAUUAUAUCAGGGUGUUAUAAAAUCUGGGGCUCAGAGUUACUUGGCUAACCUAUCUCUUUAUCCUGGGAAGUCUGAGCUGCCAUUUUUGCCUUCAAACACUCAGGCAGUAAUUUUGCAACCACUUGGAGACAAAGGAAUUGCAAUUAUUGGUGGUGACACAAUACGGGGUUUCACUACUUCUGACCAGGCAUGGAUUACUCUUAUUGGAGAAAAGCUGGAUUCUACCCUUGCAAAACAUGCGAGGCAGCUUCAACUUACUUUACAAGAUUCAAUUUGAAGACGUUAAAAGGUAUUGAAUUUAGGGGGAAAAGCAUGCGAUGUAACCUAUGAUAUUUUGAUUAUAUUAGAUUUUAGCGUCCAUCUAUCGUAAAUAUUUCAGUUGAUUUCGUUGCCA